AUGUCGGAGACUCACCAUGAUAACGGAAGCUACGAGUUGCUCACGAGUCCAGAGUCUUUAGGGCGAAACACCGUUGAGGGCCGCAACGGUCAUGUCCGCAGUCACUCACAACCGGCCAACGCCGAGUCGCUGGAGAGACACCGCCUGGGAUUACCUGGCGAACUCUCACGACCGCAUCGAGUGAGGUUUCGAUCUAUCAGCCAACAUCGCGAUGCCGACAAUACCGAGACUACGGAGAGAGUCUACUCGAAUACCUCCGACGGCUCCUCGCGGACGCUGCUCAAUUCCCUACCACGAUCCACGGAUGUUACCGAUAUGCUAAAAGCAGAGAAAUUCGAUUAUGAGAAGGAUAUAACAUCGAGAUAUGAUGGGUCGGGUUACUCCAGCGCCCAAUACCCGCCUUCUACACCCGAACGCAUCUCCGAAGACUCCACAGCCAGGGAGCGAACGAAGUCUGUCAAACAAAGAUGGAAGGAGGCAGGUCAGUUGAUUAGGCAAAAGACGGUCCGUUUGGGAGAACGCCUGGGUAGACCGCUGGAUGACGGUGAGGCACUGGGAGUCUCCCUUUUGCCUGAGGACCUGGAAGAGGGGACGCCGAUACGCAGGUUCGAUAGCGAGUACCGCAUGGGCGACGAUAUGGACGACGAGAACCGACCCAACCCCAGUGCGGAGGCGCACCGUCUCGUCCGACGAAUAACUCAACGCAAUAAUCUGCGCCAUCGCAAACCUAAACCCGCCUACCAACGUUCUGGCCAGAGCACUCCCGAGCGUCCUAGUUCGUGGUACGAUUCGUACCGUCCUCUCUCCUUUAGUGGAGGCGGCGGCAUCUUGUCUCAACUGCUUAAGCUGCAGGCUGCGCAGAAUGAAAAGGAUGGUCUGUCGGCCACGGAUGAUUCUGACGAUGGCUCUCCCCUGUCCUCGGGAGCUACAACGCCCAAGUCAGGAUCGGCAACUCCCAAGUCGGGUGCAGUCACGCCUAAGAAGGAGAAACUGAAAUGGUAUAAGAAACCGCACCAUCGAUCAACUGCUUCCCUGGUGGAAGCGUCGAUGAACUUAAGUCGGGCCACCUUACCGUCGUCCGCCGACGUUCUGUCAAUGACACAGCAGCAGAAGCGGGGGAAGAAGAAGCCUUAUCGCAAGCAUCGGUUGGAGGACGAAAUCAAGGUGACCGUGCAUAUUGCAGAGAUCCUUGCACGGCAUCGAUAUAUCAUGCAGUUGUGCCGUGCCUUGAUGCGGUAUGGUGCGCCAACGCACCGAUUGGAGGAAUACAUGACCAUGACGGCGCGGGUCCUGGAGGUCGAGGGACAGUUUCUGUAUCUGCCUGGUUGUAUGAUCAUGUCCUUUGAUGACCCUGUUACUCGAACGGCCGAAGUAAAGCUGGUUCGUUCGGUCCAAGGGGUCGAUUUGGGACGAUUGGCUGAAACGCACAACGUUUACAAAAAUGUCGUUCACGAUCUGAUCGGAGUCGAAGAAGCCAUCCAGGAACUUGACGAAAUCAUGAAGCGCAAACCGCGUUUCAAUAAAUGGAUCUUGGUUCCAGUCUACGGUCUGGCUGGCGCCGCGGUCGGCCCCUUCGCCUUCGACGCCCGGCCCAUUGACAUGCCUAUCAUCUUCAUUCUGGCGUCGCUCGUCGGUCUGAUGCAACACGUCGUAUCUCCCCGAUCCACCCUCUAUUCCAAUGUGUUCGAAGUGACAGCAGCAGUGUUGACCUCGUUCCUGGCGCGGGCGUUCGGCUCGAUCCGUAUAACUGUGGACGGCCAAAAACAGUCCCUCUUCUGCUUCUCCGCUCUGGCACAAUCCUCCAUCGCCCUGAUCCUACCCGGUUUCAUGGUCCUGUGCAGCAGUCUUGAACUCCAAUCCCACCAGAUGAUUGCUGGUUCCAUCCGCAUGGUCUUCGCUAUAAUCUACUCCCUCUUCCUCGGCUACGGCAUCACAGUCGGCACCACCGUCUACGGCCUCAUCGACGGCAACGCUACCUCCGAAACCUCCUGCCGCGACCUCUCCAUCUACGGCAGCAAGUACAUACAACACUUUGUCUUCAUCCCCAUCUUCGUCAUCUGCCUCGCGGUCAUCAACCAAGCCAAAUGGAAACAAGUCCCCGUCAUGAUCUUCAUCGCAACCUGUGGCUACAUUACCAACUACUUCAGCACCACCAAGCUCGGCUCCCGCUCCGAAGUCGCCAAUACCGUUGGGGCAUUCACCCUCGGCAUCCUGGGCAAUCUAUAUAGCCGCUUAUGGCACGGCCACGCGGCCACCGCCAUUCUACCGGGUAUCUUCGUCCUCGUGCCGUCGGGUCUGGCAUCCUCGGGCUCCUUGAUCGCCGGCAUCAACUAUGCGAAUGAAGUCCGGCAGAAUCUGCAUAAAAGCGGCAAUGGCACCGACACGAGCAGCCAGGAUACAUCUAUCGCUAGCUUAGGUUUUGGUAUGAUCCAGGUGGCGAUCGGUAUCACUGUGGGAUUGUUCAUUGCGGCGCUGGUUGUAUACCCAUUUGGAAAGCGCCGGAGUGGGCUUUUCAGUUUCUAG
Molecule: messenger RNA, 2523 nt
Organism: Aspergillus pseudoviridinutans
Lineage: Eukaryota; Fungi; Ascomycota; Eurotiomycetes; Eurotiales; Aspergillaceae
Product: threonine/serine exporter family protein
Exons: 1
Coding region: 1-2523 (840 amino acids)
Biological process (GO): transmembrane transport
Molecular function (GO): transmembrane transporter activity
Source: RefSeq, a predicted model, not a curated record